This is a messenger RNA of Lactuca virosa, 1240 nucleotides long. The record is from the annotation of a GenBank genome assembly. NCBI's taxonomy places the organism in Eukaryota, Viridiplantae, Streptophyta, Magnoliopsida, Asterales, Asteraceae.
AUGGGAUUAAAAUAUACUUCUCCUUCAUUGAAAGGAUACCUAGAGUUGAACAUAUUAAGAUCGCAAGUAGUAAUGGAUUUGUCACCAGUAUGGUUAUCAGAAAUGGAAACGGAAGAGAUAGGAUUCAUGAAUGAAAACAUGACACCUAUGGACCAAUCUUUUAAGAAAAGAUGCAGUAUAAUUCAGAAACGAUCUCCAACCCCAGAACCCCUUAUUGCUACUAGUCUUCCCUCAUCUAACACUUUCACCAUAUCUUUUGGAGAUCUAAAACCUAAAAACGAGAUGCUCCAGAUUAAUGAUUCACUUGGAUAUGAAGCUGUUGGUGCCACAAAGGUUCCAAUAAUGCCCAGGAAUCCGAUUCAGGCACAAGAUCAUGUUUUGGCAGAGAGGAAGAGAAGAGAAAAGUUAAAUCGACACUUUAUUUCCUUAUCUUCCCUCAUCCCUAAGCUUAAGAAGAUGGACAAGGCUUCGGUGCUUGAAGAUGCAUCUACUUACAUAAAAGAACUUCAAGAUCGGGUGAAGGAACUGGAGGAAUUAUCAGGAACAAAGAGAAAGAAUGUUCAAGAAUCUGUUAUUUCCAUAAGGAGGUCUAGAGUUAGUACUAGUGAUGAUGAAUACUACUCAUCUGAUGAAACGAACUCUGAAGACAAUACUCAUCUUUGCAAAUUGUCACCUGAGAUUGAAGUUCGGAUGUCAGGAAGCAGUGUGCUUGUAAAAAUUCAGAGCCAGAAAAACUUUUCUACCUUGAUGAAAGCUUUAACCCAGAUGCAGAAGCUUGGAUUGUCGAUCAUCAGUAGCAGUGCCAUGCCUUUUGCUAAGACCACACUUCUAAUCAAUAUUGUUGCUCAGAUUAAGGAUGACUUUUGUAUGACAGCAGCAGAACUUGUAAAGAACCUACAGCAAGUUAUAUGAACAUUGAUGAAACACAAUUAGUAGUUCAAUAUUUCCAUGUACUUGAUUAUCGUUAUAUAGUCAUUUUUCUGUUUCCAUAUCAUAGUUCAGAAGGAGGAAAUUUGAGAACAUUCUCAUCCCCAUCUUUGGGUUUUUUUCGAGUACUCCAGAAGUAGUAUAGGAGCCCGUAACUCGAACUGUAGGAUGUUUUUCGUGGAUUAUUUCCUCCUCUUUUUGUUAGAUGGAAUGUUUUCAUGAGUGUUCCACAACAGGAUUUGUAAGCUUUUUGCGUGGUUGAACACGUUCAUCAAUAUACCUUUGUGAUCAUAUGCAAAUGAAAUCGCCAGCU